Trichoderma gamsii is the source of this 366-nucleotide messenger RNA. RefSeq lists its product as hypothetical. The record is from RefSeq and is a predicted model, not a curated record. NCBI's taxonomy places the organism in Eukaryota, Fungi, Ascomycota, Sordariomycetes, Hypocreales, Hypocreaceae. Gene Ontology annotation, biological process: protein stabilization; negative regulation of apoptotic process. Bases 1 to 366 code for a protein of 121 amino acids. The transcript has a single exon.
AUGUCCUCCGCCGACGCCUCAGACCAGCCCCCCCUCCCCACAAACGCCGAAGACCGCAAAGCCGCCUCGGCCCUCGCCUCGCUCGACACGCCCUCCGACGCCGCAGCCACGCCCUCCAACGACAACGUCAACUCCGAGGCCGUCUCCCAGGCCAUGCUCAAGCUCGGCGAAGACAAAGCCAAGAAACCCGCUGCCACUACAACCGCUGCUGCGCCUACGGCCGUUAAGAAGAACGUCAAGGUCGACGCUGCGGACGUGGCCCUCGUGGUGGACGAGCUGGAGGUGACAAAGGCCAAGGCGACGGAGCUGCUGAAGGCGCACGAUGGGGAUGCUGUUGCUACGCUGAGGGCUGCGGCGAGGGGCUGA